This is a messenger RNA of Nematolebias whitei (Rio pearlfish), 1128 nucleotides long. It is a transcript of the gene gpr132b, whose product is annotated as G protein-coupled receptor 132b. The transcript has a single exon. The record is from RefSeq and is a predicted model, not a curated record. Gene Ontology annotation, biological process: G protein-coupled receptor signaling pathway; G1/S transition of mitotic cell cycle; negative regulation of G2/M transition of mitotic cell cycle. Gene Ontology annotation, cellular component: membrane. Gene Ontology annotation, molecular function: G protein-coupled receptor activity. NCBI's taxonomy places the organism in Eukaryota, Metazoa, Chordata, Actinopteri, Cyprinodontiformes, Rivulidae.
AUGACGCCUGGCACUGAUGCAGUGCCGCUCAACGUGAGCUCAGCCAGCUGCGACCUGCCAUACAUCGAGGGCCACCUGCCAUUGAUGGUUCUGUACAUCACCGUUCUGAUUGUUGGUCUUCCUGCCAACCUACUUACGGUUUUCCUCACCUGGCAGCAGGUGCAAAGGAAGAAUGUGUUGGGCAUUUAUCUAUGGAGUCUGUCGAUGUGUGACCUGACCUACCUGUGUACGCUGCCAUUGUGGACGGACUAUGUCAGCAGAGGCCACAUCUGGCAUUGGAGUUCUGCCGCCUGCAAACUGACAGGCUACAUCUUCUUCACCAACAUGUACGUCAGCAUCUUCCUGCUCUGCUGCGUCUCCUGCGACCGCUACGUAGCAGUGGUGUACAGUCUGGAGGCGCGCGGCCUGAGGCGACAGCGCUACGCCGUGGUCCUCACUGUCGUCAUAGUUCUGGUGGUGGCCACUGGUCACAGCGCCGUCUUCAUCAUGAAGGAGGGUGCCGCUGCAGAAGGUUCAGGCCGCUGCUUCGAGCCGAGUCUCAGCAGCGCCACGGUGAUGAGCUUGAGCUAUGCUCGCUUCGUCAUCGGUUUCCUGCUUCCUCUGCUGCUGCUGGUGUUGACGAACCGCAGCGUCCUGGCCAAAGUGCAGAGCAGCACGGGACUGCAGCCUGGACAGAAGCGGCGCAUCCGAUGGCUGGCAGCAGCUGUGGUACUGCUGUUCCUGGUCUGCUUCGCCCCAUACCACCUGAUCCUGCUGGCCCGUGCCAUCAGCUUCCAGUUACCCUCGAUUAAAGGGGAUCCCUGUUUCUUCGAGAGGACUCUGUACACCCCCUACACCGUCUCUCUUGGCCUGUCUACCAUCAACAGCGCCAUCAACCCCAUUCUCUAUGUCUUGUCCAGCAACAACAUCCGCAAGGAACUGUACCAAGGAUUAACACAGGUCUGCAGCUGGGCACCUUCCAACAGCAGCCAGAACCAUAUCCAGCCAUCAGACAAGUCCUUAGAGCCGUUUUCUGGGACAGAUACAGAGAGACAAGCCCCGGUCCAGACCUGAAAGACCAGCCAAAUAUUGGUCUUCAAUGGACCAUCCAGAGACAGACAAGCAGCCGAAACACCGGUACAGACUUGA